Molecule: messenger RNA, 1012 nt
Organism: Linum tenue
Lineage: Eukaryota; Viridiplantae; Streptophyta; Magnoliopsida; Malpighiales; Linaceae
Source: the annotation of a GenBank genome assembly
AUUUGGGCUGUCCAUUUCACAGAAACCCUAAUUGUAGAUAUAUUUUCAAUCUCUCGCCACCGUCGCUCCCCUUUCUUCCCCAGCCGAACGAGCAACAGCAGGAGCAGCGCGCCGAAAUGGGAUCUGGUGGUUUUCUGGCGUUUUAGUGGAAUAUGUCCAGGGCUUACAAGUACGUUUCGGAGCUAUGGAGGAAGAAGCAGUCGGAUGUGAUGAGGUUUCUGCAGAGGGUUAGGUGCUGGGAGUAUCGCCAGCAUCCGUCGAUCGUCCGAGUCACUCACCCGACUCGCCCUGACAAGGCUCGUCGUUUGGGUUACAAGGCCAAGCAGGGUUACGUAGUUUAUCGAGUGCGUGUGAGACGUGGUGGAAGGAAGAGGCCAGUUCCUAAGGGUAUUGUGUAUGGAAAGCCCACCAACCAGGGUGUGACUCAGCUCAAGUUCCAGCGUAGCAAGCGAUCGGUCGCAGAGGAACGUGCUGGGCGGAAGCUAGGUGGACUCAAGGUUCUCAAUUCCUACUGGAUCAACGAGGAUUCGACAUACAAGUACUUUGAAGUGAUCCUAGUUGAUGCUGCACACAAUGCAAUCCGCAACGACCCUAGGAUCAACUGGAUAUGCAACCCAGUCCACAAGCACAGGGAGCUUCGUGGUCUCACUUCUGCAGGAAAGAAGUACAGAGGUCUCAGAGGAAAGGGUCACUUGUACCACAAGAACAAGCCAUCGAGGAGGGCAACCUGGAAGAGGAACAACACACUUUCUCUGCGCCGCUACCGUUGAUCUUUGCUUUGCAGCGUUGUUUGUUGCCAUAUUUUUGUUCCUGACUGUAGGAUCCUUUUGAGUUUGAAACGCUGUGAGUGGUUUCGGGUCUGUGCUCCUUGGAGUUCUUUUGCUAUGUCGAGUUAUAUGAUUAUGGUUUGCGGUUUCAAUCCAAAUAUACUCAACUAUAUCUUUCGCAAUCGCAUAUGUUUCUCGAUUGUCAGAUGUUUACUUAACUAAUGGUCGAUAUCGUCUCUUUGGUG